This is a messenger RNA of Anopheles funestus (African malaria mosquito), 2519 nucleotides long. Its product is annotated as carbohydrate sulfotransferase 1. The record is from RefSeq and is a predicted model, not a curated record. Bases 911 to 2278 code for a protein of 455 amino acids. NCBI's taxonomy places the organism in Eukaryota, Metazoa, Arthropoda, Insecta, Diptera, Culicidae. Gene Ontology annotation, molecular function: N-acetylglucosamine 6-O-sulfotransferase activity. Gene Ontology annotation, biological process: sulfur compound metabolic process; N-acetylglucosamine metabolic process. The transcript is spliced from 5 exons.
GUCACAGACUGAUUUUGUUGAAGCUGUCAUUUCAGUACGAAACGUCAACCGCAUCAGAAGUGUAUUCUGUAAAAAUCUCUCAUUAUUGUGAUGAAUUUUGUGCGUGGAACUUAGCUGCGUUGGGAUGGUAGAAAAUCGUACCGUGGUCCCAGGUUGAAUAUACCAACUCUUGGUUAAUGGUUUUCGAUCGGAACAAAUGCAAGUGUGCAAAGGUUGCUGAACAUCGUCCUGGUUCCUAGCAGAACAGUGAAAUUUUGUUGUUGUUUACAAAUCGCAACGUUUCGAUUUCCGUACACACACGCAGCGUACUUCGCUGCUCGCAAAUCAUACUGAUUUGUGCAUCUGCUCAAAACAGUUUGUAAAACGUGUGAGAACAGCAGAUUGGUGGUGGGUGAAAAUAGUGUGAACAUCGUGUGGAAAAGUGUGAAAGUGCAGCAGUGAGAUUCAGUGUAGUUUCCCUCUGCAUUUGCUGCAGCAGUAGUGGAAUAGUGUCGUGGUGCCUGGUAAUUUUUGUGCUGUUGUGUUGCGGGUCAUAGCGGAAGGGUGUUGCCUUUCCUAUCGCCCAGUGUGCGUGGUAUGGUGCUGCAGCAUUCGCUGCAGUGAAGCUCUCGCAGUGCGGGAAAAGUCAUGGUGCAGAAAGAAAGCUUUAGAAACGGGGUCAUACUUCACGACGGCUGCCACACUAUCGGUGCACUGCGGAAGCUGUGAAAAGCGGGCCAGCUAGCAAAUAGAGUGCCCGAAAAAGUGCCCUACACUGUCGUGUUUAGUUCGGCUCCAGAAAGGGUUGUGCUGGAUGCGAGUGGAAAACUCGCUAGCAGAACUCAUUGGCUGCGGAAGGUAGACCCGUGACAGGGAGUAGCUUGGUAAAGCUGGCUCCCCCAUCGUAGGUGCCGGUGCUGGUCGCAAACUCAUGGAGAAAGUUGCCAUCUUGGCGGGUCACGCAAACAGCAGCAGCAGCAGCAGCAACCGAGCCGCACGGGAAAGGAUGUCACGUCGUAAAAAUCUUGCCGGCCUGUGUGCGGCCACCGUCGUGUGCAUUCUGCUGCUGUACGCCAGCCAGCGAUACACCUCGAACAGUUACGGCACUGAGUACUUCCGGCCACGGGAACGUCCGGCCAAUCUGCGAAUGCUCAACUCCCACAAGUAUUACGGGUCACGAUCGUACGGUGGAGCUGCUGGAGGUGGCGGAGGAGGAGGAGGAGGUGGUGGAGGAACAUCGUACGAUACGUACCCACCGAUGCCAACCGCACACAAUUCCACCAUUACCGUGGACGAUGUGUUAAGCUAUCAGCGGGCACUGAUAGCGGCCGAAUGUACAGACAGUUUCUACGGUGAGCGAAAGCUUCCGGAUGGGUUGACACCCGAAACGGGUGGCAAACCGACGCGCAGCCUCAUCGUCACUACCUGGCGCUCCGGUUCAACGUUCCUGGGCGAUAUUCUGAAUGCGCUGCCCGGCAACUACUAUCACUACGAGCCACUGCUCGACUUCGACAUAGUGCAGAUCCGCGGCCCACCUAACGAUAGUGUCGCGCUGCACAAUCUGCGCCAUUUGCUGCACUGCGACUACACCGAGAUGGAGAACUACCUCGAGUUUGGCCGCACGCACAACUAUCUGUUCAGCCACAACACCCGGCUCUGGCAGCAGUGCGUCCGGUUUCCCCAGUAUUGCUACGAGCCACGAUUUCUCGGACCGUUCUGCCGGUUGUUUCCCCGCCAGAGCAUGAAGGUGGUACGGUUGCGGGCCUCGCUCGUGACACCAUUGCUCGAGGAUGAAAGCCUUAAUGUACGUGUGGUGCUACUAAUACGCGAUCCACGGGGGUCGAUGCAGUCGCGAAAGCAUCGUGUCUGGUGUCCAGGGCGGCCAGACUGUGAUGAUCCCAGUACGGUCUGUAGUGAUAUGCAGCUCGACUACGAGGCAGCAAUCGAGCUGAGCAAACGCUUUCCACGACGGUUUCGUGUUGUGCGGUACGAAGACUUGUCGCUAAAUCCGUACAAGAUGACCAAAGAAAUAUUGCAGUUCUACGGGCUUCCCUACCAUCCGGAGGUGAAAAUGUUUCUCGACACACACACCAAGCAGGACGUUGGUGGUGUUAGUUCCACGUAUCGCGAUUCCAAGUCGGCUCCGUUCCACUGGACGAAGGAUCUAACGUUCGAUGAGGUAAAAAUCAUACAGGAUAGCUGCGUGUCGGCAAUGAGAAGCUGGGGGUAUCGGAAUGCAACCAGCGAACAGGAACUGUAUGACAACUUUAACCCACUGCUACCGUACAGUGUUUCGUGAGAACGCUGUACCGUUCGGGUUAUCAUGGCGCCACCGAUAAUCGAACCGAUCUCUCGCGAUUCCUUCGACAUCCGUCGACGGUUUGUGUCAGUGAGUGUGGAGAAGGUGGCUUUGAAAUGCAUUAUCACGCGAAAAAGGAAUGCCAAACAAUGCAUAUAAAAAAAAUGUAGCAUCUGUGAUUUAACAAACAAACAAAAAAAAAACAGGAAGAGAAAAACAUGAAACACCUCCGUUCAGCGUG